AUGGAAGAGCAAGAAACGGUCGAAGAGCCUGCAGCCAAAAUCUCGAGGAUCCAGCCGAAACUCGUCGUCCCAGAGGGCAUCUCAAAGAAGCAAUAUAAAAAGCAGCUGAAAACGGAGAGGUAUAAUGAGAAAAAGCUGGUACGCCGGGCGGAGGAAAAGCUCAAGCGAAAAGAGAAGAAAGCCAAGCUAAAGGCCGAGGGUCGCGGAAACGAGCUGGCCGGACGGCGAAAGCACAAUAAGAUGGCAAACAGCACAUCCAAGUAUUUCGACAAAACCUCCGAGCAGUGGGAUGUCCAUUUGCGGUCUGAGCCGUUGGAGCAGGUGUUCAACCCCAGCGAGAUUGUCUACUUGACUGCCGACUCGGAAAAUGUGAUCACCGAGCUGGACGACACGAAAGUGUACGUCAUCGGCGGCAUCAUCGACCACAACAGCCACAAGAACCUAUGCUACAACCUGGCGCUAGAAAAGGGAUUUUCCCACGCCCGGCUGCCCAUCGGCGAGCAUAUCAAGAUGAACUCCAGAAAGGUGCUGACCAUCAACCAUGUCUUCGAGAUUCUCGUCCGGAAAACGGAAGGUCUUUCCUGGGCCGACUGCCUGCUCAAGGUUUUGCCGCAGCGGAAGAGCGCUAAGCUGAAAGAGGACGGCACCGAGGAGCCCGAUGUUGACGAGGAGGCCGAGCCACCUGUGGAUGAUGACCGCCCUGACGUCGAGCCCUCUGACGUCGAGCCUUCGACGAAAGACGAAGUUGCAGCCGGCGGUGAUGCAAAUGUCGGGCAGCCCAGU
Molecule: messenger RNA, 783 nt
Organism: Mesorhabditis spiculigera
Lineage: Eukaryota; Metazoa; Nematoda; Chromadorea; Rhabditida; Rhabditidae
Source: the annotation of a GenBank genome assembly